Mesorhabditis belari is the source of this 2232-nucleotide messenger RNA. The record is from the annotation of a GenBank genome assembly. NCBI's taxonomy places the organism in Eukaryota, Metazoa, Nematoda, Chromadorea, Rhabditida, Rhabditidae.
AUGACAUACACAAAUAUUAAACAAGUCGAGCUCGUUUGGUCGCAAAAGCUUGGAGAAACAUCGGACGAUGGAUGGAAGAAAGGAUUUCUUGUGCAGAUUUACACUCAACUACACAGUGAUGAAUCGACACAGCAAACAAUUGACACAACAACAACAACAACAACAACAAAAAUCCCGGAAACCAUUUCAAAAAACAAUUCUUUACAACAGUGCUCAGCAUCACAUCAACUCGAUGAAAGGAAUCCAAUUUUCGCUUUUCCUGUCUAUUACUUCUUGAAUGGAGAUCUGAUCAAUAGUGAUUCAAUUUGUUUGCAAACCUGUCCAGAUUGUGAUCUUAUCUUUGAUGUAACAAGAACGUGUACUAUUCAAAUGGGAGAUAACAGCCAAAAUUGUCCAUCAGAAAUGGGGCUGAGAAUCAAUGGGACAAAGGUGAAAGUAACCGGAUGCAAGACAGAACUUCUUUUCCGUGGGUUUGUUCGAGUAUAUUCUGAACGAUGUACAAUGAAUCUGAAAGGAGAUCAACGCUUUGAUUGGCUUCCGGAUGAUCCAGAUCUCGCUGCAUUCACUAAAGGAUCUUCGUUUGCUGUCCGAGUCAAACAAUGGAUUGAUCUCGAUUAUGAUUAUCAAUUGGAAACAUUGAAUCCAUUUGUGAUGGAUUCGAGUGCAAUUGAUAUCACUUACCCGACAUCUUCUCGUCCUCUUUAUGUCCUGCUUCCACUUCGAAUCAAUUUUUUCGACAGAGUCAACCUCCGGGAUAAUGAUCCUAAAUGCUUCUUGGAUUUGUUCAUCGGAAUGCCACCGGGAAAAGUAUCGGAUGGACUUGAUCGAAAAUUGCGUCAUGACAAAAUCAUCACUGAGAAUCUCGAAUCCUCUCUUUACAAUAUACUCAUCCCACCAAAAUGUUCUCCUCAUUUAGUGGCCGACAUUGAAACCAAUUCUAGCCACGAGCCGUUGGCUCUUUCCGGGUGUGGUGAUGGAUCGAUCUUGAUCAACACUCAAGCAUUUCGAUCACGUUUCGACAAAAUGUUUGCUGAUUUCAAAAUUGAACGAUCAAUUCAAUGCUAUAAUAAUUCUGUGAGUUUCGCGAUUAACGUGCGAAUCGAAUUCGCGACGUUUUUGAGUGGGAAACUUGAUGCCAAAGCACUCGAUCUAAACUCGAAUUUAAUUGAGGAUCAGGGGUACACUCAAGAAAAUCCAAUUGAUAAUCGAUUCAACGUGACACUCACAAAUGUUGGCGGAGUAAGGAUCUUUUGGUCUCAGAAAAGUGACGAAAAAGCAGAAGAUGGAUGGGAAAAGGGAUUCAUUGCAUGGGUUUACACAGAAGAGUACAAAGAUGGGACACAACCAUCGACAACAACAACAGCAAAGGCAACAAAAGCAACUAUUGAGGCAUUGAAACGAAUGAAAUUUCGUCCACCACUCAUUCAACACGCAGCCGAUCCGAGAGUCGUUGUGCAAGUGCUUCAAAUGCCUCAAAAUGGGAUCUUUCCAUUACCACAACCAGCCGUCAAAAUGCAAGUUGAAAACGCGAAACUGCUUGAUGAGGAGAACAUUUUCAUUUUUGGAGCUUAUUAUGACACGAGAGAUCCCCUCGGGCCAAGAAUUCGCAUCUUGACGAAUCUCGAUUGUCGUUUCAUGCAGAAGUACAAUGACUGGAUUCGAUUGUUUUUGUUCAUCGAAUGGUGGAAAAGACAUAGUGCGACAAAGAUUCUUCUCACAGCUCAUUCAAUCUCAAAAGUCACACAACAACUGCUGAUAUAUUAUGUGACAAAGGGUCUCGUCGAGCUACGUUGGAUCACUGUGAUCCCCAACAAUGGAAAGGGUGAUCCAAACGAUGAAAUCUCAUUCGGUGGAGAACAUCUCUUUGAUCAACUCUGCACUUACAUCUCCUCCACUGAAUACACAGCUUUGAUCGAUUUAGAUGAAUUUUUAUAUAUCAAAAAUGGUGAAGAUUUACUCAAAUUUCUAGAAACUCAAUCGAAACGAUUCAUUGAUGGCAAAGUUGGUGCUUUCAAUUUCGAUGAAAUCCCGCUGGCUUUCGAUAGGAAUUUCUUAUCAGAAUAUGGAACUCACAACCGAAUCAAUUUUGAGAUCAUGAAAAAUCCAAAAACUCAAGUUCAUUCACAAGUUGAAACCAAACAAAAAGGAAUCUUUCUCACAGAUCAGAUUCGAUCGGUGAACUCUCAUGGGAAAACGAGAUUCUUUGCAUCUUAUCAGACAUUGAAUGUAAGA